Phodopus roborovskii (desert hamster) is the source of this 2447-nucleotide messenger RNA. RefSeq names its product solute carrier family 27 member 5 (gene Slc27a5). The coding region runs from base 237 to 2309 and encodes 690 amino acids. Gene Ontology annotation, cellular component: endoplasmic reticulum; endoplasmic reticulum membrane. Gene Ontology annotation, molecular function: long-chain fatty acid-CoA ligase activity; long-chain fatty acid transmembrane transporter activity; fatty acid transmembrane transporter activity. Gene Ontology annotation, biological process: very long-chain fatty acid metabolic process; bile acid biosynthetic process; long-chain fatty acid import across plasma membrane. The transcript has 10 exons. The record is from RefSeq and is a predicted model, not a curated record. Lineage: Eukaryota; Metazoa; Chordata; Mammalia; Rodentia; Cricetidae.
AAAGGAGGCUGGUUGGCCAUGACCAAAGGAGGCGGAACAGGCCUGGUGAUGGUCCAGUGGGCUGGAACUAUAGGACUCCCAGCCAGUAAGAAUUAUUUAACAAAAGGACAAGGUCCAGGGGAUAAGAGAAGUUGUUGAUAGUACCUGGUCAUAGUUGGGGAGUGGGGUAGGCAGAUUCCGUUAAAAGCAGGAAGUUAGACUACACAGUUCUCAGCCACUUCAGAAGAGUCAGCGCCAUGGGUGUUUGGUUGAAACUGAUCUUCCUACUACUGUUGCUGCUUCUGCUGGUUGGCCUGAGGCAGCCCCCGUGGCCAGCAGCUAUGGCCCUGGCCCUGCGUUGGAUCCUGGGAGAUCCCACAUGCUUCGUGAUGGUAGGCUUGGCAUUUCUGGCCAAACCCUGGAUGGGCUCCUGGAUGCCCCACUGGCUGAGUAUGGUAGCUGUGGCUCUCACAUUAGCUCUGUUGCCCCCACAACUACCCCCGGGACUACGAUGGCUACACAAGGAUGUGGCCUACACAGUCAAGAUGCUCUCCUGUGCCUUGAAAAUUAGACAACUCUUUAACAAGCAGCCUCCAGAGACCUUUGUGGAUGCUUUGGAGCGGCAAGCACGGGCACGGCCUGACCAGUUGGCCUUGGUGUGUACAGGCCCUGGGGCCGGCUCCAUCACCAACAGCCAGUUGAAUGACAGGGCCUGCCAGGCAGCAUGGGCCCUGGAAGCAAUGCUGAAGGAUGCCAAGAGCCAGAAGGACAGAGACAUUGUCGCUCUCUUAGCACUCCCUUCCAAGAACAUUCCAGCUUUGACUGUGUUUCUGGGGUUGGCCAAGCUAGGCUGCCCUGUGGCCUGGAUCAACCCUCAUGGCCGUGGGAUGCCCCUGCUACACAGUGUGCUGAGUUCUGAGGCCAGUGUGCUCAUUGUGGACCCGGAUCUCCAGGAGAACCUGGAAGAAAUCCUUCCCAAGCUGUUAGCAGAGAACAUCUGCUGCUUCUACCUUGGCCACAGCUCACCCACUCCAGGUGUGCAGUCUCUGGGGGCUGCGCUGGAUGCUGCCCCUUGUGACCCGGUGCCUGCCAACCUUCGAGCUAAGAUCCAUUGGAGAAGUCCUGCCUUAUUCAUCUAUACUUCAGGAACCACUGGACUCCCAAAGCCAGCCAUCAUCUCACACGAGCGAGCCUUAUACAUGAGCAAAUUAGCAUCGUUCUGUGGGGCCACAGCUGAUGAUGUGGUCUAUGUUGUUUUACCUAUGUACCAUGUGAGUGGCCUUGUCCUCGGAGUCUUGGGCUGCAUAGAGCUUGGAGCCACCUGUGUCCUGGCCCCCAAGUUCUCUGCCUCCCGCUUCUGGGCUGACUGUCGGCAGCACCGUGUAACAGUGAUCCAGUAUGUGGGUGAGGUUCUGCGAUACCUGUGUAAUGUUCCCUCGCAACCAGAAGACAAGAAGCAUACAGUCCACUUGGCAAUGGGCAAUGGACUUCGGGAAGAUGUGUGGGAAACCUUCCAGCAACGCUUUGGUCCCAUUCAGAUCUGGGAAUUCUACGGCUCCACAGAAGGCAACAUGGGCUUAAUGAACUAUGUGGGGCGCUGCGGGGCUGUGGGCAAGACCAACUGCUUCCUUCGAAUGCUGAGUCCCUUUGAGCUUGUCCAGUUUGACAUGGAGAUGGCAGAGCCUUUGAGGGACAAACAGGGUUUGUGCAUCCCUGUGAGGCCAGGGGAGGCAGGACUCCUAUUGACCAAGGUACUGAAGAGCCAACCCUUUCUGGGCUACCGUGGUUCCCAGGAACAGUCCAAGCGGAAACUGGUAACUGAUGUGCGGCGCAUAGGAGACCUCUACUACAAUACUGGCGAUGUACUGUCCUUGGACAGUGAAGGCUUCUUGUACUUCCGGGACCGCCUGGGUGAUACCUUCCGGUGGAAGGGUGAAAAUGUGUCCACGAGAGAGGUGGAGGGAGUGUUGUUAAGCUUAGACUUCCUACAGGAAGUCAAUGUCUAUGGCGUGCCUGUGCCAGGGUGCGAAGGAAAGGUCGGCAUGGCCGCUGUGAAACUGGCUUCUGGACAUAGUUUUGAUGGGCAGAAGCUGUACCAGCAUGUCCAUUCCUGGCUCCCUGCUUAUGCCACACCUCAUUUCAUCCGUAUCCAGAACUCCUUGGAGGUCACAAGCACCUUCAAGCUGGUGAAGUUACAACUGGUGCGUGAGGGGUUUGAUGUGGGAGUCAUUGCUGACCCCUUGUACAUACUGGACAACAGGAACCAGACCUUCCAGACUCUAACGCCAGACACGUACAAGGCUGUGUGUGAAGGAAAGUGGAAGCUAUGACCUCCUCUCCAACUGAAGGGCUAUCCAGAAGUGUGGGAAUCGACACUGGCCAGGGUUCUCACUGCCAACGUCACAAAGUUGUCAGGAUCCCAGAUGCCCGUGGCAUCGUAUCACGUAGAGAAUAAACUUGAAUGUGUA